Molecule: messenger RNA, 1666 nt
Organism: Notothenia coriiceps (black rockcod)
Lineage: Eukaryota; Metazoa; Chordata; Actinopteri; Perciformes; Nototheniidae
Gene: ftr86
Product: finTRIM family, member 86
Exons: 10
Coding region: 13-1332 (439 amino acids)
Molecular function (GO): protein binding
Source: RefSeq, a predicted model, not a curated record
GAGCUUAAUCAGAUGCAAGUAGAAAUACAGAAGAGAAUCCAGGAGACGGAAAAGAGGCUUAUAGAGCUCCCACAUGCUGCCCGCCAACACAAAGCCUUGGUGCAGGCUCUAAAUCAAGAGAGCAUAGAUUUAUUCUCGGAGCUUGUCAAGACUGUGAAUCAAACAGGCAUCCAGGUCGGUGAGGUCCUCAGCACCCAUGAGACCUCCUUAGGUAGCCGGGUCGAAGGACAGAUCCACAGACUGGAGCAGGAGGUGGCAUCGCUGCGCUGGAAGAAUGAUGAGCUGAGCAGGCUGAAGGACAUGCAGGACGACAUCUGCUUCUUGAAGAAUUUCUUCAUCAUGGAGCCGCUGGGUCAGACAGGAGCAAUAGGAGAGUCGAUACUGAAUCAGGAGGAAGCGGUGAUAGCCUCUGUUCGCUCUACCAUGAAAGAACUACAGGAGUCAAUUCAGGAACUCUGCAAAGCCAGUCUGGCCAAGGUCAUCACAUUAGUGAAUCCUGAUGCAGUGGCUUCAACAUCCAAUGAUGCCUCAGCAGCAGCGGCAGCAGCUAGCAGUGGCCAGGCGACCACACAAACUACAGUGUAUGAGAUGAUGACAGACCCUGCUCCUUUGCCACCUCCACGACCUCGGUGCCAGCAUGAGGAUUCAUUAAAACGUCCUGCAUGUGCUGAGGCUUCAGCCCCACCUUCCCCCUUCCCUGCUCCCCAACCUCAGGGUAAAUACAAAACACCUCCUGUAACAACCGUUGGACUUGUUAACCCAGAACCAAAGACAAGAGAAGAAUUACUGAAAUUUCGCUUCGAGCCCACCAUGGACGCCAACACCGUUUAUCGCCACGUGCAGCUUUCCGAUGGAGGUCAUAAGGCCACGAUGCGUGCUGAGAACCUGAACCUACCGGAGCAUCCUGAGCGCUUCCUCUUCUGGAGGCAGGUUCUCUGCAGAGAGGCUCUGGCAGGGAGCCCUUUCUACUGGGAGGUGGAGUGGACUGGCAAGAAGAUGACUAUAGGCGUGGCAUACAAGGAGAUUAAUCGUAGGUCUUCUGAUGACAGCAGCCGUUUGGGCCACAACGCUCUGUCUUGGAGCUUGUACUGGUCCGGGACUGGCUUCUCUUUCUGGCACAAUGGUCAGGAAAAACUGCUGGGCUCUCCUAAGUCCCGGCGGGUUGGCAUCUAUCUGGACCAGCAUGCAGGGGUUCUGGCCUUCUACCGCAUCUCCCACAACCAGGCUGAGAUCAUCCACCAACACCAGAGCCAGUUCACAGGUCCGCUGCACCCAGGGUUCAGGUUCUGGACCGGAGUGGGAGCUACAGUGACUGUUUGCCAAUUGGAUUGAGUUGUAUAUGAAAAAUGUGUUGUCAGCUUUUGAUAUAACCAGCUUGUCUGGUUGGCAAAUUGUAAUAAGGUUAUGUCAUAUAGAAACAAAACAAAUUCAGAAAUGUCUGGUUUUCAUAUUCUUUUUACACAAAAGCUUAAUUGAUGAGAUUGAUUUGUAAGUGAAUAAAAGAGAAAACACGCAUUUCAUCGAUACGUCCUUAUUAAAACAUGUUACUUAGGUUAACUUACGAAGUUUGAGUAGCCCUCAGUAUUGGUUUGAGUAUGCUAAUACAGAUUGUUUAAGCAUACUAGUAAGUAACACAGUAAAGGUUUAUAUUUGCUGUCAUAAUUUG